UGAAAAUGAAAACAGAAAAAAACAUGAAAUUAAGAAUGAGAUACUGCUUGCUGAUAAUACUCAUAAUCAAUUACUACAGUGUCUGUAUAUUUGCAGAACCAGUUUUUCUUCGAGAAUACUGUUCAGGAGGUAAUUACACUGCUAACAGUACUUACCAGUCUAACCUCAACCUCCUACUCUCUUCAUCACUCACUGUCUUUCGAAGCGUAGUCAGUAUCGUGAACGAACAUCGAAGUGCAAGUUAUGGUUCAGAGCCUGAUUCUGCUUAUGGGUCUUACCAGUGUAGAAGUGAUCUUACAUCGAAAGAUUGUGAAGGUUGUUUUGAUUCAGUAACUGGAGAUAUUUUAAAUAGCAUUAGAUGUCCAAAUUCUAGACAAGGGAUUGUAUGGUACGAAGAAUGCAUUUUAAGGUACUCGAACGAAUCGUUUAUUCCAGUUGUUCAAGAAAAACCAGUGUUUUAUAUCGUAAACGAAACUAAGGUUACUAGUAAUCGAGAUGAGUUUAAUAAGACCUUAGCUGGGUUGAUGGAUGAGCUAGUCAGAGAAAGUACUGCUUCUGAAGAUAGUCACCAAUUUGCUACUGGAGAAGCAAAUUUAACAGAAUCUAGGAAGAUUUAUGGAUUGGUGCAAUGUACACCAGAUAUUUUGUCAAGUGAUUGCAGGAACUGCCUUAACCGGGUUGUCAGGAAUUUAUCAGUAUGCUGCCUUGGAAAAGUUGGUGCAAGAGUUCUUAAUCCAACUUGUAAUUUCAGGUAUGAAUUACAUCCUUUCUAUGAAUCCAAGGUUAUGAAUGCAACAGCUCCUCAAUCGUCCUUGCCUACUUCAACAAAUGCAAAGAGAAAGAACUCUUCUGGCAAAUUUGCUAUUAUUAUGGCCGUUCUUUCAGUUAUUGCAGUACUCUGCAUAAUUGCAAUUUGGUGCUUAUGCUCACGAAAAGCAUCAAGGAAAACAAAGAAAUUUGAUAAAAUUUAUGAGAUUCAGAGUGCUGAAUCUGUCCAGUUCAACUUCGAUUCAAUAAAAGCUGCCACUGACAAUUUCUCUACUGCUAACAAACUCGGGGAAGGUGGUUUCGGUCCCGUAUACAAGGGUACACUUUCUGAUGCCCAAGAGAUAGCUGUGAAGAGGCUCUCUAAAAAUUCAGGUCAAGGCGAAGUAGAAUUUAAGAACGAGGUUGUUUUACUUGUAAAACUGCAGCACAGAAACCUUGUGAAGCUUCUCGGUUUCUGCCUGGAUGGACAAGAAAGACUACUUGUUUACAAUUUCAUGCCGAAUUCAAGCCUGGAUAGAUUGAUAUUCGGCCCAGUUCCACGCACACAUUUGGAUUGGAAAAAACGCUAUAAGAUUAUAGGAGGGAUCGCAAGAGGGCUUCUUUACCUGCACGAGGAUUCCCGACUUAAGAUUAUUCAUCGUGAUCUCAAGGCCAGCAAUGUAUUAUUAGAUGCAGACAUGAACCCCAAGAUUGCUGAUUUUGGCAUGGCUAGACUUUUCAAGGUGGAUCAAACUCAAGCCAGUACAAAUAGAAUUGUUGGAACAUAUGGGUACAUGGCUCCAGAGUAUGCAAUGCAUGGAAAAUUCUCUGACAAAACAGAUGUCUUCAGUUUUGGUGUCUUAGUUCUGGAGAUUAUUAUCGGAAAAAAGAUCAACGAUCCAGCAAUCUCUGGAGACCUUCUCAGCUAUACAUGGAGACACUGGAACAACGGGACAGCAUUAGAAAUGUUAAGUUCGAAUUUGAAAGACAAUCAUUCUGAAAGUGAAGUAAUGAGAUGCAUCCACAUUGGAUUAUUAUGUGUUCAGGAGAAUGCAGCUGACAGACCCACUAUGGCCAAAAUCGUUCUAAUGCUUAACAACUACUCUACUAAUCUACCAGUACCAUCAGUGCCUGCUCUUUUUUCUCAUAGUUUCAAGAAUCAUGAUUUUACUUGGGGAGCGAAUACAGACCCAUCAAGUGUUAAUGAAGCUUCAAUUACUGAAUUAUUCCCUCGCUGAUAAUGCCACAAAAUUGAAGUACACUUCAAAGUAUUGUAUACUCUCCACUAUGAUCUUCACAGAGUGUAGUCUAACACUUGUU
Papaver somniferum (opium poppy) is the source of this 2067-nucleotide messenger RNA. RefSeq names its product cysteine-rich receptor-like protein kinase 10. NCBI's taxonomy places the organism in Eukaryota, Viridiplantae, Streptophyta, Magnoliopsida, Ranunculales, Papaveraceae. The coding region runs from base 6 to 1985 and encodes 659 amino acids. Gene Ontology annotation, biological process: protein phosphorylation. Gene Ontology annotation, molecular function: ATP binding; protein kinase activity. The transcript has 7 exons. The record is from RefSeq and is a predicted model, not a curated record.